Xenopus tropicalis (tropical clawed frog) is the source of this 4734-nucleotide messenger RNA. RefSeq names its product up-regulator of cell proliferation. Bases 80 to 4309 code for a protein of 1409 amino acids. Gene Ontology annotation, cellular component: cytoplasm; nucleus. Gene Ontology annotation, molecular function: GTP binding. NCBI's taxonomy places the organism in Eukaryota, Metazoa, Chordata, Amphibia, Anura, Pipidae. The transcript has 2 exons. The record is from RefSeq and is a predicted model, not a curated record.
CCGGAGCCAUAACCGUCCCACAGCCUCCACCGUGCUGGGCUCCUACUGACUGGGAGGGGGAAUCCCUGCACUCACCGGUAUGGGCACUCAGGGCCCAGACAAAGGAACUUUGUUUCGAAUUCUACUUGAUGAACUAGGAAUGAGCAGUUACAGAACCUCCAAGCUGACGCUGAACAAUGUUCUUCAAAUUGGACCUGAAAAUAUACAAAGAACUGAGUGUCAGACAAUUAAAGAUUUUCCAUGGUAUUUUCUGUGGAAGUUGAUGGCCCUUAGCCCUGCUGCCCGGGCUUUGCAUGUUCCAUGUGAAGGCGUCAUGUCAGAGGAACGGAAUUUAGAUGAAGCUGUAGAAGCUUCAGACAAUCGACCUUGCUCUGUCCAUGCACUUGAUGUUCUCUGUGUUCUCCUGCAUUGCUCAGACCCUUGUUUACAGCAAGAAAUUCUAUCAAAAAUGUGUUUGUGUCAGUUUGCUUUCCCCCUACUGCUUCCUGCUGGUGAUGGACCAGGUUGUACCUAUAUGCUGUGGGCAAUGAGGGGGAUCGUGAAAAGAUGGAGACCUCAAUCAUCAAAGGGCAUCAAAGCAUUUAAGGAGGAUAACUUGGUGCACAUAAAAAUGCCAAUGUUCUCUUUUAUGAGACUAGGGGAAUGCAGUUUAUCAAAGUCGCGCAUUCUCAACCAGCUUCUCAGCCCACCUCACCAGAGCCAAGAGUUUUUUCUGCACAGAGAAAUGGAAACUGGAAAUAUGUUACGCAAAAUCUCAGAUGGGUUAGUGGAAAUAUCUUGGUAUUUCCCAGGAGGCAGUGAAAAAAUGGACGUUUUCAAAGAACCCGUUGCAGUCGCUAAUGUGAGAGGUGACCUGCAGUCUGCUUUGGUGCAGUUUGACUUUUUAACCCGGGUAUCUUCAGCAGUGUUUAUAUUUACAGAGAAUAUCGGUGAGAGCGAGUAUAAACGUUUAUCAAAGAUUGAAAAUACAGAGACAAGCUAUUUUAUUAUUAUCCUGGUACCUUCUUCUGGUGCUCUAAGUGAGGAGACAGAAAGGAACAUCCAACUGUUACAGAAGAUGAAAGGGAUCAAUACCUUCAAAAAGAAAGACUCAGUUACUGACAGAAACUUUGUAAAAAUACUGAUUCACAUAAUAGAGUAUCAUAUACAGAAUGCUUCAAAUCCCAAGAACAUUGAGGAAAUGUCUGAGGAAGCCAAAAAACUUGGAAUCCAUGUAGAUGAGGAAUCUGAAGAUAUUAAGGAGGCUAAAAAGCUAGCCCAGGAAAUCACCGAUAAUAUAAAAAAUGUUACUCAGUAUAAGAAAGAAACUAUGAGACUGCAGGGAAAUGUCUGGAAAAAAAUAUCCCAAAUAGAAAAAGAAAUGUGCAGAAUGAGGGAACAGGGGAAGAACAACGCAGAAACUUACAGAGCCAAGCUGAUAAAAAGAUGUUCUAGACUGCGCAAGAGACAAAAUGAGCUUACAUUUCCAUCUGAUAUGCAGAAAUUUACAGAAGGUAUCACAGGACAUAAACUUUUGUUCCUAAAGAUGAUGGCAUUUUAUAUUGACGCAAUCACUAGAGACCAUCUUCAUUCUCUGAACACGGAGUACGAGGAGAGUUUUUGCCAUUCCCCUGGAGAUGUAGACAGACUAAAGGAGAUAGAUCUGAGGAUACUGAAUAGUUCUUUGGGAGCUGAACAUUUUCUGCGUGAGUUAGGGCAGUUUUAUGAGGCUAAAUAUUCAACAGCCCAAGGCACUAAAAUAAAAGGGAGAUUUAGAAAGUAUCCAGGAAUAGUCGCUGAGCUCUUUCUAGAUGGGUUCCCUCUAGAGCUCAUAGAUGGAGAUGCCUCCAACAUUCCCAUACAUUGGAUAACAGAUAUCCUGUCAGAGUUGGACAGUAGGACAGGAGGAAGGUAUAGAAUGAGAGUCAUCACGGUGCUAGGAGUGCAGAGCACAGGGAAAUCCACCCUCCUGAACACCAUGUUUGGGUUGAAAUUCCCUGUCGGUGGUGGACGGUGCACAAGAGGAGCUUUUAUGACACUGCUCCACGUGAAAGAUAAACUUCAGUAUGAGCUGGGAUGUGAGUUUAUUCUUGUGGUUGACACUGAAGGACUGAGGUCUCCGGAGAUGGCUUCUCUUGAGGGCAGCUAUGAACAUGACAAUGAGAUGGCGACUCUAGUGGUUGGGUUGAGUGAUAUCACAAUAAUCAAUAUGGCCAUGGAGAAUACAGCAGAAAUGAAAGAUAUUCUGCAGUUAGUGAUACACGCUUUCCUUCGGAUGAAACAAAUAGGCAAGAAACACAACUGCCAGUUUGUCCAUCAAAAUGUGAGUGAUGUUUCUGCUCAUGAGAAGAACCUGAGGGACAGACAGAAACUUCUGCAACAGUUGGAUAAAAUGACAGAAGUCGCAGCAAGAAUGGAGAAAAAAAGCCAAAUAACAACGUUUUCAGAUAUUAUAGACUAUAACCUUGAAGAACAUACUUGGUAUAUCCCCGGCUUGUGGUACGGUGUCCCACCUAUGGCUUCAGUUAAUGCCGGAUACAGUGAUGGUGUGAAUGAACUGAAGAAAUAUUUGAUUUCAUAUAUGAAAAAGAUGAAUGUGAAGCCUCAGACGAUACCGGAAUUUACAGAGUGGAUAAAAAGCCUGUGGAAUGCCGUGAAACAUGAGAAAUUUAUCUUUAGCUUCAGAAACAGCUUAGUUUCCGAAGCUUAUAACCAGCUAUGUAUGCAUUAUACAGGGUGGGAAUGGAACUUCCAGAAAGCAACUUAUAAGUCGUUCAAAAAAAUAGAAAUUUUUAUAAAGAAUUUACCAGCAGACGAGAUAGACAGAAAAACAUGGGGAGAAAUAAAAGAACAUCUGAGUAGGACAUUAAGGAACAAAGAGAGAAUCGUGUCAGAAUCACUAGAGAAGUAUUUCACCAGCGGGUGUGACAAUGUGCAUCUCCUGGAACCAUUUAGAAGUGACUUCUUCCAGAGCGUGAAGUAUCUCAGGGAGACACAAGAAAUGUCUUUAACUUUAAAAUCUGAGGAAUUGUUUCUCAGGCAGAAGGAAAAAUGCAAAAUUCAGAAAGUGUUGGAUCGUUUCAUUCAGAUUAUGGAAGACAGAGUUGCAGCCAUUAUUGAGGUCAGUAGAAACUCCGCUUCUGAAAUUGACGAUCAUCAACUAAAGAGAGAAUUUAUACGAAUGUGGGAAAAGACACUUCAGGAAGUGCCAAUGCCAAAGAACGACCCGGGUUAUAGUUUAAGAAACCGUUAUUUUUCCAUAUUUAAAAGUAUUUACAAAGAAAAAGACGAGAGCCAGAAAAGGGCGAGAUAUUUCUGUGAGCUUUGCCUAGAGCCGGCCAUCCUCCAUUAUAUUUGGGAAUAUACCGGUUUCUUCAUAUUAAAUGAUAUUUUGCACAGAGAAGACGCACUGGAAUUCAGAAGUCGCACCGUGUUUCAGUUUAAGGUCCUUACAAAUCUGUUAGAACGUAUGUCCUUCCGCCGGUAUCGGAAAUACAUUAAUGACUACGAGAGCUUUGCAAAAAGUUGGAUAUUGGAUUUCAUUAACCAUCAAUACAAGGGCGAGAAUUGCGGUCGAAAUUGGCAAAUUCUUAAAUCCAUAAUACGGAAAGUUAGUUGGGCUCUUGAAACUGUAUCCAAGGAAGAAACGGGAACUGUUCUAGAUUCUUUGGAACAUUUUUGCAGCUUGUUAAGUAGGGAAUUAGCUAUCGAGAAAAAAUACUUGCAGCUGGUAAUGUUCCAAAACAAAACAAGCUCUUCUGAGUUUUUAGAGCAGGUUCGUUUCUUUUUGAACGAUAUGGAAGAGAAAAUCAUUGUGAAAAUGAGAGAGUUUGAUAUUGGCUCCAUACUUUCCCAAGUCACAUUGAAGCCUCAAGAUGAACUGUUUAAGAAAGUCAUUGGGUGUGGGAAGCAAUGUCCAUUCUGCAAGGUGCCUUGUGAGGCUGGAGCUGCCGACCAUAAGGAGCAUUUUGCUUCUCUUCACCGACCAAAGGGUCUAGCCAAGUGCAACCAAAAAGGUAACAUGGAGGUUCUAGAUUACUCUACCUGUUCUACUGAUAUCACCUCCAAUGGCCGUUUCACUUCAGAAGAGACAGGUUUCAAGCCCCAUCCUUACAAAGAUUAUCGUACCUGUUACCCGGACUGGAUUAUCUACCCUGAGAUGAAUACUGAUAGUUCAGAUUACUGGAAAUUUGUUUUCAAAGAGUUUAAUCAACAAUUUGCUGGUGAAUACGGUAAAAAACCGGCUGAUAUUCCGGAAGACUGGCAGAGUAUCACCCGAGAGAAAGCUCUACACAGUCUAAAGGAGUCAUUCAGACUGAAAGAAGGGUGAGGGCUCUACUAAUUGAAAUCCACUAAUUUCAUGGCUCAUAGGGUGUCCUUGAUGAGGGUCCUAUAUAUAUAUAUGGAACCAGGCCCAGACUCUGGCAUUUCAAGUACACAGAGGUCCAAACAGGUUUGGUUCAGAAUGUUGAUCCUUGGGGAAGCUGGAGAGCAUGAACAUCAUGAGAUUGAUGGGUUCUUGAGAGGAUAAAUGUCCAAAUGCAAUGCUGACCUCUGUUAAUGUGAGUUUCUUGUCCAUCAGAGUAAAAUUCCCCAAUCAUUCUAUGGGAUUUCUAUGGGAUUUUUGGGGGCAUAUUCAUCAAUGGGUAAAAGUGAGACUUCACUAUUAUAUAUAAACACCUUUGAAAGGGGCACUAAACCCUGCCGCACAGUGCGGCUCAACCAAACGUUACUCAGCUGUUGCUGAACUACAAA